Messenger RNA from Priapulus caudatus, 544 nucleotides. RefSeq names its product stAR-related lipid transfer protein 9-like. Gene Ontology annotation, molecular function: microtubule binding; ATP binding; microtubule motor activity. The transcript has 6 exons. The record is from RefSeq and is a predicted model, not a curated record. Gene Ontology annotation, biological process: microtubule-based movement. Lineage: Eukaryota; Metazoa; Priapulida; Priapulimorpha; Priapulimorphida; Priapulidae. The annotation marks the transcript as partial.
AGCUACAGCUGCUACCAACUGGCAUGACUCCAGCAGCCGCAGCCACGCUAUCUUCACCAUCCACUUCACACAGGCGAGACUGGAUGCAGACAUGCCCAGUGAGAUGGUGAGCAAGAUUCAUCUAGUAGACCUCGCAGGAAGUGAGAGAGCUGAUCCGAAUUACUCCCGGAAUCGGUUGAAAGAAGGUGCUAACAUCAACAAAUCUCUAGUCAUGCUGGGAAAUGUGAUAUCCGCACUAGCUGAGCGGUCGCGGAUCGCCAACAGACCCGCGGAACCCUCAGCAGCGGCGACAGUGGGCGACGCGUCGACUGUGAGUGACUCUAGCAGCGUGGCGUCUAGUCCGCGCAAGCCGGCAGGGGGCAGCAGCAGUAGUAGCGGCAGUCAGCCGUUCAUUCCUUACCGUGGGUCGGUGCUGACGUGGUUGCUGAAGGACAGUCUGGGAGGCAACGCCAAGACCAUCAUGGUCGCAAGUAAGUACGCUAUAGAACUGACGCGCUCGUGGAUCGGCAAGUGGCAGGAGACCCACGAGAUAAUGAAGUGGUAA